UAUAGAUGUUUAAAAUAGAAAUAGGUAGUAUGUUUGCAGUAUGCCUUAGUAUAAAUGAAAUAAUGAUGUUGGAAUUUUCAACUAUUAUUGAAUCAAUCAUUUGUUCAAAUAAAAAUUGUCAGAAAUGUCCAUCGGUAAUUGAACGUCCUAAAGCUACAUUACAUAUGAAACUACCAACGGUCAAAUCCAAGAAUUGCAUCAAUUUAUUAAUAAACGUCUUUCCGUGGAGAAACUUGCAUGUUUGCACAAUAAAAACGAUUCAUCAAACUGCACUGGAUUUCAGAAUAUUGAAUCGAACAUUUCGCCAGUACUUAUUUUCAUUGAAAUUCUGUUUUGGAAAGGUGAAAACGUUGAACACAGCAAUGAUGCAGGAUAUGCAUUAGAUUUAAAACUAUGUGAUAAUCCAAAAGGCAUAUCUCUUAAUGAAAAGUCGUAUGAACUUCGCGGAGUAACACAU
Molecule: messenger RNA, 457 nt
Organism: Sipha flava (yellow sugarcane aphid)
Lineage: Eukaryota; Metazoa; Arthropoda; Insecta; Hemiptera; Aphididae
Exons: 2
Coding region: 6-383 (125 amino acids)
Source: RefSeq, a predicted model, not a curated record